This is a messenger RNA of Dibothriocephalus latus, 549 nucleotides long. Lineage: Eukaryota; Metazoa; Platyhelminthes; Cestoda; Diphyllobothriidea; Diphyllobothriidae. The record is from the annotation of a GenBank genome assembly.
AUGCUAGAGGGCUGGGACGCGGGAGCCGUCUGGGCUCUCACCAGGCGUUUCAUUGGCGAAGCCAUGUCUUCCUUUAUUGCCAACUACCCAAUGAUGUAUCACGACCACUUCAGCGGCUAUGAGCCGUUUGUGGCCUCCCUGAUCGCAGGCUGCGCCGUCUACUCCUCAAUCUUUGUCUGUUUCCCCCUGAGCGGAGCUCAAAUCAACCCCGUGGUCACUAUUGCCGUAGUCAUUACGCGUCGUAUGAGCAUCAUCUACGUGCCACUGUACUGGUCAGCUCAGGUCUUUGGAGCUCUGUGUGCCCUCCAGAUUGGUCGUUCUCUGUCGCCGUUUGUGGCCAACCGGACUGAACUGGGCAUGGCAAUGCCCAAACCCGGUGUCACCCUUCUGGAUGAGUUGCGUUUGCACAGUUUCCAUCCCGCCAAUCGAUUCAACGCGUUUACGCUAUUGGUCAGCGUCUUCCUCAUGAUCGAAACCAUUGCAGUAAGUCCAUUUCCCCGUUGCUCAGAGCCCAAAAGGGAAGUUGGUUUAUAUAAAGAGUUGUUGUGA